CGGACACUUCCGUCUGCGCGUUUUCACCCGAAGCUCCAGGAGGUAAACGAGCAGCGCCGCUGUGCGCAUGCGCGCCGCCCAGCCGCGUGCACCUGUUGAAGCCACUUAUAAUCAGACUCACCUGAACACGGAACCUGCCGCCAUGGACCCCCCGACCGGCAGAGACGAAGCCCACCGGCCAGAGCACUACCAUCCCCAGCCGUCUUCCUCCUCGCCAUCAGGAGGAGGAGGAGGAGGAGGAGGAGGAGGUGGAGGAGGUCUGUACCUGGACGCCUAUGAGGUGUCUUUCCCUCUGGAGGAAAGCAUGGAGAGGCCAGCUGCGUAUCACCUGAACCAGGGUCAGCAGAUGAUGGACGAGCCCGUGGUGCAGGAGGCCCCUCACUCUCCGUACAGCCCGUUCAUCCUGGUCUCCAACCUGCGAGCUCACCUGUACGUCACUCUGGAGAAGAACGCCUGGCUGCAGAAGCGCAUCGAGGAGCUGGAGGAGGAACGCAACUUCCUGCGCUGUCAGCUGGACCGGUUCAUCGUCAGCCUGAGGGGUCCGGAGGUAACAGAGUGGUGUGGGGACGCCCAGCGCGGUAUGAAGGUCCAGCCCGCCAGCUCCCCCUCCCCUCCCUCCCCCAUGACCACCAGGUCCGGGAUGACCCUGAAGCGGCUUCAGGGAUCAGGCCCCCGGACCCGUCGCAGCACCGCCGUCCCCGUGAAGCAGGAGUUUCACCUGGAGGAGGACAAGUACUACACCGAGGACGAGUACGUGGAGGAAGAGGAGGAGGAGGCCGAGGAGGACGAGGACGAGGACUCCUCGGCGGAGAAGGGGUCGAAGAAGAAGGGCCGUGGACGAGGCAGUGCAGAACCCAGGAUGAAGAUGAGGAGGAUCUUCAGGAUCACCCACGGGAGGGAGAGACAGAGAGUUAAAGACCCCGAGGGGGUCAUGAUCCGCUACAAGAAGAUCCUGGCCACCUACCAGCGCGUGAGGAGCAUGUCCCGGGCCUUCCAGAUCCACGGAGUGGACCGGAACACCAUGGCCUCCACCUCCCCCAUCGCGGAGCUGCUGCUGAUGGCUCCGGAGAAGGUGGCCGAGGUCGGGGAGUUCGAGGCAUCGAAGGAGAAGCUUCUGGACUACGCCCGGCGAUGCUACAAGACCAUGGACGACCAGACGCACGCCAAGGUCCAGACCAUGAAGAAGACCCACAAGCUGCUGCCCAUCUCUUACAGGUUCAGGAACUGACCGGCGGGUUUGUCUUUUUUGGGAUUACCGCUUCCACUUUCAUUUUGUCUUUCCUUUAAAACAAGAGAAGACGUAAAAGUGAGAAGAUCAGAUACCGAAAGUUACAGUGAUUUGCAAAUAAGCUGCUUGAUUU
Pungitius pungitius (ninespine stickleback) is the source of this 1361-nucleotide messenger RNA. RefSeq names its product coiled-coil domain containing 106b (gene ccdc106b). Gene Ontology annotation, cellular component: nucleoplasm. The transcript has 8 exons. NCBI's taxonomy places the organism in Eukaryota, Metazoa, Chordata, Actinopteri, Perciformes, Gasterosteidae. The record is from RefSeq and is a predicted model, not a curated record. The coding region runs from base 68 to 1228 and encodes 386 amino acids.